GGCUUUUUACUUUUGUAUCACCAGAUGGCGUGUACGGCCAUUUAAUUUAAAAGUUUAAGUAAUGAGCAAUACUCCUAAAGUUGACAGGUCCCUUAAUACAUCCUUCCAAUCACCUACUCCCGAUACGCUUCAAUUUUCCCCUAUCAAUGUGCAAUCCGGACGUAGUCCCUUAAAAGGAAGGUUGACGGGAGAUGCUAGAAAAGUAAAAGAUAACAUUGCUGACUUAUAUAAUUACAUUCAGAAAUGGAAGAAAUGUGUUCUGGAUGGUUCUAAAUGCCUAGCUGAAAUAACUGAGAUACUAUCUGAAGAGAAUAAUGCUACUAAGUCAGAAGAAAUCAUUAGAAUGUUGUUACCAAAGACUUCUACACUUGAAAAUAUAAUAGAAAAGAUGGAACAUUACGUUAAUAAGUUUCAAGCACUAAAUAAAAGUUUGAAAGGCAUUGAACAAUUGGAACUUUUCCGAAAUGAUGAUUCAAUUGUGGAACAGCCAUUAUUUCAAACUUGGACAAUCAGUGAAUUCGGAGAACAAAGUGAAAGAUUGCUAAGAAUGUAUGAAAAGGAAUUAGAACUUAAGAAAAUGAUAUUUAAGAAUAUAUGUCAUAACUAUGCCGAAAAGGAACUUUUAAUAUUUUAUUCAUCAGCGUGGAUACAUGAACCUUACAUUGAGUUACAGCACGACUUUUUAUUAGAAAGUAUGCUUGUAGAAAGUGGUCAUAAAUGA
This is a messenger RNA of Dimorphilus gyrociliatus, 721 nucleotides long. The record is from the annotation of a GenBank genome assembly. Lineage: Eukaryota; Metazoa; Annelida; Polychaeta; Dinophilidae.